Purpureocillium takamizusanense is the source of this 2472-nucleotide messenger RNA. RefSeq lists its product as uncharacterized. The coding region runs from base 282 to 1991 and encodes 569 amino acids. Lineage: Eukaryota; Fungi; Ascomycota; Sordariomycetes; Hypocreales; Ophiocordycipitaceae. The record is from RefSeq and is a predicted model, not a curated record. The transcript has a single exon.
CUGAGCUUCAGCUACGUUAUUAGGUGCUUUGUACGGAGUACGUGCACCACUGUACUUGAUGUACCUGCCCGCCUUCUGUGGCUGGGGAGCUCGCACCACCAUCACCGCCACCACACCACCACCAUCACUACGACUACGACUACGACGCACGAAGUAGAGGAGGCGGGAAACCUAGGCCGAUUUGUUGCCUCUCUUUUUGCAUCAAUCAUCAAGCUGCAACACCGUUCGUCUAUCCGCGUCGUCUUUCCGACACCCGCGCUGAGCUCGCACGCCCACCCGCCAUGUCCGCCCUGCAGCGUGCCCGGUCCCUGCGCAGGCCACCGCCGCCGUCGUUGAACAAUACGGCGCCAUCGUCGUCGUCGUCCGACAAGCCCACGGCGGCAGGCGAGCGCCCCCGGCGGCCGCGCACCGCGUCGCCGAGCCGCCUGCCCAUCAAGCCGCCCACGACUACGAGCACGAGCACGAGCACGAGCACGAGCACCACGGCCACAACCUCGGCCACGCGAACCGCGACGGCGGGCACUCGAGCCGCGAGGCCGGCAUCGAUGCACCUCGCUCGCCCGACGGCGAUGACUACUACCACGACGGCAUCGGCAUCCAGGCCGCAGGAGGGGCCGGCCCCGCGGAGGGACGCGUCCAGCCGGUAUCCGCCGCUGUCGAGCUCCAACAGGCCGGCUCCCACCUCCACGCAGACGCGCCGACCGACGUCUGCCGAUAGCGCCGAUAGCGCGGCGGCGGCAGCGACGACGACGGCCCCGAGACGCGCGGCGACGCACCAGCGGGCGAAGAGCAAUGUCACGAAGCUGAACUCUGCGACCACCCUCCGACCGCCGUCGCGGGACGCCCACGCUCCCGUCACGAGAACCGCGCGCAGCUCGUCGAUAGCCAACCCGUCGCCGUCUACGCCUCCCGCCGCUGCGCCGUCCAAGCAGCCGCUAGCUGCUGCUGCUCCCCAAGCACAGGUGGCCCCGCCACCCCAGCAGCAACGACGACUACGGCCGGCAUUCUCGACACUGCAGCAGCACUACUCACCGGCCAAGAAGCUCGCACCCAAGCCCCUGACGUCGACGUACCUCGCGCCGCCCUCGCCGUCCAAGCUGCCCGCCAACGUGGCCGCCUCGGCCGAGACGAGCAAGCUCCAGGCCGAGCUCCUGCAGCUACACCUCCUCCACCGCGAUGCCGCCGAGGUGGACUCGAGAUGGCGCGCCAGCGCGCGCGAGAAACUCGGUCGGCGCUUCGCGCGUCUGAGUGAGGCGUGCGCCCAGCAGGCGGACCGACAGCGCGCGGCCGCUGAGCGGGAGAAUGCUCUCGCGCUGCGGCGCUGGGGCAGCGCCGGCGGCAUGGGGCUGGACGACCGAGUGCAGGUGCUGGAUGAGGUGCUCAGCGGCCUCUGGGCGCUGGGCGACGCGGGGGGACGGUAUAGCCGCGCGGUGCGGCGCUUCGAGCGCUGGAUCGAACGUGCGCGGCAGAUUGAAGCCGCGAGGGGGACAACCACCACUGCUGCCGCUACCUUGCUGCCACGAGAGAGCCAGCAGCAGGACGACUCGCUGUUCAUCGGUGAGCUCGACGACGCGUGGAGGGACGAGUGCGCGGGCAUGUUCCGGCGCCUCGAGGCCUGGCGGGCGCAGCUCGACGAGGUGGACGAAUUGCCCGACGAGGACGAGGGGGUCGGGGUCGGACACGUACUGCGCGACCAGAGCGGCAACAGCCGCUGCCGCCGCCGCCUGGACACGGCGGCGACGACAACCACGACGGCGACGAGCCUGGAGAGGAUGCUCCGCGGGGCGCGGCACUUGCUGGACGGCAUGCUGGACGAACUGCGCGUCAUGGAGGAGUUGGAGCGGGAGGCGCUGGCCAGGGAGGACGAGUGGAUCGAAGCGGUGAACAAGGAGGGUGACGAGGAGAGCGACGACGACGACGACGGCGAUGAUGAUGAUGGUGAUGAUGGUGAUAAUACCCCGAGGGCAGGCGCCGUAUGGAGAGUCAUCUGAUAGAAAUCCAACCAACGGUCAGCCGCCGCGUCUUGAUAUCAAGCCGGUGAUUGGAGCCUCGGGCUUGUCAUCCAGCGUACAUGAUACGACGGGGCGGCCAAUCUGGAAGACGGCCAACUUACCUACUCCGGGCGGCAGUGCUGCCGAGCCGUUCUCCAGCGACGACUUGUCAGUGCAUUUCGCCGAAGGUUUUUAAUCAAGACAUGGUUCGCCGAUUGAUAGCUGAAUCUUUUCAACACGACGAUCACGCGUCGAACCACCCUAUGUAGCGGUAGUACUUGAUAGUAAAAGUAGCCGUCCGCGGUCGACAUUCACACAGCAAGGCCAGUCAGUUCAAUUUCAACGGCACUGCCGAGUACAACGUUACAGCAUAGACUUGGGCUCAAAACAUUUCGUCAUAGACCAAGGCAAAAGUCUAGCUAGCUAUAAAUGCGAAGAAUAUGCCCAGGUGAUCGGUCGAAUCGGGCCGAGCAAAGCAAGC